CUCUCCUCGGUCUGCCUCUAGAGUCCCGGUCCAAGCAGGAAGCGAGGCCGCACAACCGGAUCUCGGUCUUCAGGGUCCUCUCUUCGCCCCGCCUUGUAGGCGUGACAGUUACCAAAGCCUCAAUGGGGGUUGGAACUUCCAGAUCAAAGCUGGAAUGGCUACCCACUAUAGAGACCUUUUCUCAAAAAGAAAGAAAGAAAGAAAGAAAAAAAAGUGGGGCUGGAGAGUGGUUAAGACUACUCUUACCAGAAUUCCAUUCCCUGAACUCACAUGGUGGCUCACAACCAUCUAUAAUUCCAGUUUCAGGUGAUCUGUCCCCUCUUCUGGUUUUUAUGGAUACCAGGCAUGCACAUGGUGCACGUAUCUACAUGUAGGAAACACACACACACACACACACACACACACACACACACACACACACACAAAACUAACAAAAAAAGGGAAAAAUUUAAACAUAUGAGGGACAGUCUGAGUUCAUAAGAUUUGUAACAGAUGAGAUGACAUAAUGAAGUGUGUAGGGAACAAACACUCUUUACACUGAUCUGUACCCACCCUCUAUAGCUUUAAAUUCAGAACGUGUGACUCUUGUCUACAGUCAAGCACUUACAAAGCUAAGGCAAGAGGAUUGUUCAGGGUUGAGACCAGCCUGACAUGCCAAGUCAGUUCCAGGCCAGCCCGGGGUAUGUAACACAUCCCUGUCUCAAAUCAAAAGAAGCCUCAAGCCACCUCAGAAUGUCAGCUAGUGCAGUGUGGACUCCUGUAACCCUAGCUGCUCAGGAGGCUGAAGCCGCAGGGUCUAGGCCAGACUAGGUACAUGAGAAACCCUACCCCACGACAACAACACACACACCACACUAGGCGUCAGAGGGCUGUUUCACUCUGUUCCUGGGGUGGUUCAUAUGCCUUACAGAAGUUUAGGGAGUGUUUGUUGUUUGAUUGGUUGCUCAUUUUGUUUUGUUUCAUUUUUGUUUUAGAGACAGGGUUUUUCUCUGUAGCCCAAGUUGGCUUCCAACUCCUGAUGAUCCUCCUGCCUCAGUCUUCUGAGUGCUAAGAUUACAGGCAUGGGCCACCCUGACUAGCUUGAAGUUUAGGUUUUCUUGUUUUUCUAAGUUAAGAUUUCAUUUUUUAUGCCGGGAAUUGUGGCACAUGGCUCCAGCACUCUGGAGGCAGAGGCUGUCAGAUCUCUGAGUUUGAGGCCAGCCUGGUCUACAGAAACUACUGUUUCAGGAUAGAGGGUUACACAGACGAAUCCUGUCUCAGAAAAAAAUCUUAUUUUUUUUUAUUUUAUGUAUGCAUAUGUUUUGCUUGCAUGUAUGUGUGUGCAUCAUAUCUGUGUCUGGUGCCAUUGGAUCCAGAAGAGGUCACCAGGUCUUCUGAAACUGGAAUUAACCAUGGUCGUGAGCUGGGUACUGAACUCUGGUUUAGUUUUUAAUUUAAAAAAAAAAAAAUUAACAGUGCAAGUCUUGAGCACUGAACUAAUGGUGUAAGGGGAAAGAACUCUACCUUCUUCAUCCAGCCAGCUCCUCUCUUUGGAACCAGUGCUACCCAUACAUAAAUAGAAAUAUAUGCUUUAACUGUACAGGCAAAGCAAAACCGCGACAUAUUAAAACCUGCCACGCUGGGGUUGGGGAUUUAGCUCAGAGGUAGAGCGCUUGCCUAGCAAACACAAGGCCCUGGGUUCGGCCCUUAGCUCUAAAAAACAAAAAAACAAAAAAUAAAAAAUAAAACCUGCUAUGCUGAGAACUCCCGGCCUGGGACUCACUGCGGAGAGGGGCACAGCUUGAGGUCUCUGCCGCUAGGGGCCGCCAGCUCCGCCGACCCACACCGUCAGGCUGGCGAGGUCCAAGCGCCCUCUAGUGACACCAGGCGGCGCGGCGCCUCGCUCCUGUCCGCUCUGGGAAAGAGCCAAGGUGCUAACAUGUAGGUCUUCCGACUGCACACUUAUUCCCGUGAUUCUGGAGAGAGACCCGUAGAGUCGUGCAAAAGGACAGAACUUACUGUGUCCCGCUGUUAGCCUUUCCUCUCCCCCACAAAUUGUCACGGUAGAUGGGAUUGGAGUUCCUGGACUUCUGUACUAAUGGCAUCAACCAUCUUGUUCUCUUGGACUUCUUUCAGCAUAAUUUUUUGUUGUUGUUGUUUUGUUUUUCGAGACAGGGUUUCUCUGUGUAGCUUUGCGCCUUUCCUGGAACUUGCUUUGUAGACCAGGCUGGCCUCGAACUCACAGAGAUCCGCCUGGCUCUGCCUCCCGAGUGCCACCACCGCCCGGCUAGCAUAAUUAUUUAGAAAUCAAUUUCUUUUUUGUUUGUUUGUUUUCAAGACAGUGUUUCUCUGUGUAGCUUUGGUGCCUGUCCUGGAACUCAGUUUGUAGACUAGGCUGUCCUCAAACUCACAGAAAUCCGCCUGCCUCUGCCUCCGGACUGCUGGGAUUAAAGGCGUGUGCCACCACCGCCCGGCUGGAAAUCAAUGUGUAUCUGUAAUUUGUUUACCCAGUCGUUGAGUGUUUGAACUGUCUUCAGUUUGGAACUGUUAUAAACAUAUAGGAGGAAGUCUUUGUGUGGACAUACACACUUAUCUUUUGAAGAUCUGAUCAUACAAUAGAUGUAUAGCUGUUAGGCUUCUCUUUGUGUUCUGGGGAAGUUUUUAUCUUGGCUGGGUUUGUUUCUUUGAUUUGAGGUGUUUGUUUUUGAGAUGGUUUCACUAUAACCCAUGGGGAUCUGGAAUUUACCACGUAGAACAAGCAGGACUCAAGUGACGCCCCUGCCUCUGCCUCUGGUGCUGGGGUUGCAGGUCUGGGCCACCAGGCCAGGUUUAUGUGGUGUUUGAGAUCACACCGGGACCUUCAUCCUGUCCAGUACUCAACCAAGCUUUUCCCAGCCCAUCCCCCACACCCCGACUCCUGCUUCGUAGGCCAGCUGUUGGGUCUGCAGGACCUUUGCCUCUAGCUCCUGAGUGCUAGGAGUAUAGGUGUGCACUUUUUUUCAUUCUCUUCCUUCUCUGACACAGGGUCCUUUUAUGUUGCCUAGGCCGCUCAUGGACUCCUGGGCUGUUGACCCUCCCACACCAGCUUCCUCCUAGCUGGUACUGUAGGCCUGCACCAUGACUAUGUAUGUGUUUAAGAAACAACUAUAGAAUAAAGCGAAUUGAAAGUUUAAGGUUGGCCCAGUGUGGUGAUGCACACCUUGGCAGGUGGAUCUCUGUGAGUUCAAGGCCAGCCUGGUCUACAAAGUGAGUUCUAGGACAGCCAGGGCUGUUCCACAGAAACCUUAUCUCAAAACAAACAAAACAACAACAACAAAAGUUUAAGGCUGGCUAUAGAGUGGGUUUCAGGCCAGCCUAGGUUCCAUGGAAAGGCCACCUCCCAUCCCCCCCCCCCUUUUUUUUCCUUUUUUGUGUUUGUUUUUCAAGACAGGGUUUAUUGUAUAGCUCUGGCUGUCCUGGAACUUGCUCCCAAGUUCUGGGACUAAAGGCAUGUGCCACCACCACCAUCCUUCCUUUCUUUUCUCUUCUUUCUUUCUUCCUCUCUUUCUUUCUUUCUUUCUUUCUUUUUUUUUGAGACAGAAUCACACUAUUUAGCUCUGGGUGGACUCAAAUUUACAGUCCACCUGCCCCAUCCCCCACCCCCAGUGCUAGGAUUACAUGGGGGCACGUGGUAGUUUCAAUAGGUCUGCCUCCCACAGAUUCAUGUGUUUGAAUGCUUGGCCCAUAAGGAGUGGCUUUGCUGGAGUAGGUGUGGCCUUGUUAGGAGAGGUGUGUUACAGUGAAGGCAUGCUUAGAGGUCUUAUAUGCUUAAACUAUGCCCAGUGUAGAAUACAGUUCAUUUCUUGUUGCCUGUGGAUCGAGAUGUAGAACUCUCAGCUGCCUCUCCAGCACCAUGUCUGCCUGCAUGUUGCCUUGCUUCCCACCGUGACUAUAAUGGACUACACCUCUGAAACUGUAAGCCAGGCCAGCCCCAAUUAAAUGUUUGUGUUUUCCUUUAUAAGAGUUGCCAUGGUCUCCGGUGAGUUUGAGGCCAGCCUGGCCUACAAAGCAAAUUCCAGGACACCCAGAGCUGUUAGAUAGAGAAACCCUGCCUCAAACAAACAAACAAAUAAACAAACAACAACAACAACCAAAAGUGCCUUGGUCAUGGUGUCUCUUCACAGCAAUGGACAGUGCAUCAGUAUUUCAUGAAAUUUUCCUGGGGAGACUAGAACGUCCACUCAACCCGGACAGGAUAACCAACAACAGACCAAAGUAACAAUUUGCCCAAAGUCUCUUUUGGUGAACCAGUGAGUUUACUGGGCUUCCUUGAAGAACUCACUGUACCACUGAGUCUCCCCCCACUGUGGAGACCACUCCCUCUGAUAGCUGUGAAGAUGGAGUUCCCCCAGAGUUAACCUUCCACACUACAUCCUCUCUGGCAGUCUACAUGAAGCCCGAGCAGAGAUACAUAUAGGUGGGAGGGAGAUGCAGGAAGGAGGGCUAAAAUCUCAGGGGAGGCUCUAAUGACCCCACCCCCACCCCCAGCUAUGAAGAAAUGUCAGCAAGCCAUUGAGGGACACUUGGAAGUAGUCACAGCUGCUCUGAUGAAGAUAUUAAGGGCUGUCAGGCUUGGCGAUCUGUCUUUUAAGACAACCACCAUGCCUCUUUUCAGAAUCUCAUGAUGUAGCCUUGGCUAGCUUGGAACUCACUAUGUAGACCAGGCUGUCCUGGAAUGCUUGCCUCUGCCUUAUGAGGGCUUCAUUAAAGGUGUGGGCUACUGUGCCCAGCCUUUGUCUGUUCGUUCUUUCUUUCCUCCUCCUCCUGUUUUUGUUUUUAUUUUGUUGGUGGUGCUGGUCGUAAUGCUAGAGAUUGUACCCAGGGGCUCAUGCGUGCCACACAAGUGCUGAGCCUCUGAGCUAAUCAUUAGUUCUCUUACUUUUUGAAAGCUCUCACUAACUUCCUGUGUAGUACAGGCUGGCCUUGAACUUGUUAUCCUCCUGCCUCAACUUCCUAAGUAGCUAGGAUUACAGGUCUGUGUUACAAGAACUGGGUCAUGUCCAGCUUUUGAGCAUCUUUUGUGCUUUUGCUAACUGAAUACAUUCGGAUUUGUAGAUGAUCAAGAUUUGUGACUUGAAAGGAGUCAAGAAUGGCUUUGAAGUCUAGCUAGUCUCUAUGGAUCCCCCUGCCUACCUCUCCUUUUGGUCUUUUCCUUCAUCCUUCCCACCUUCUUUCCUUUUUCUUUUGAUACGGGCUCUCCUUAUCUAGUCCAUGCUAGUCUUGAAUUCUCCAUCCUCUGGCCUUAGUCUUCCAGAGUGCUGGAAUUUCAGACAUGCACCAGUAUUCUUCAAGGAGAAUUUUCUUUUUUCUUUUGGUUUUAGGGACAGGGUCUCCUUGAUCUCAGUCUGGCCUGGAACUUCCUGUGUAGUGUAGGCUGGUCUUGAACUUGGGAUUCUUCUGCCUUGGCCUUCCAAGUAUAGGGAUUAUAGACUUGUGACAUGCCUUGCAUAGAUUUUCUAAUCUUUCUCUUCCCUGAGUGUUCUUUGCCAUAACCUACAUUGUCCCUCUUGGAAAUCCCUAAAUAACCCAGCUCUGAAGAGCCUAACAUGAACCAACUGGGUGAGUGCACACAGCUUCAAUCUACCAGCCCAAUACCUAUGUGAUUAGUCAAUUUACCGAAUGGCUUUUGGUCUCAGUUUUCUUAUCUUUCAAAUGUGGGUUGCAGAUGUAGGAUGUAGCUUGUUUAUAGGUAGAGUCGUUGCUUGGCAGGCUGAAGACCCAGAGUUUGAAGCCCAGCACAAAGCAAAGCAAAAGCAAAACAAAUGUUGCUCAGUAGGUGGAAGCCGUGACUCCAGACAGAAAGGCAGGCGAUACUAUACAUUGUUUGCCGUCAGUCAGUGGUUUUGUGUCCUACCAGUUGCUUGGCUAAGCAUGUCUAACAAGAAGAGUUGAUCUUUGUCUUCCUGACACAGGAAUAGCUUUGAGUUUGGAGCCCAGGGUGGGGCAGAUAAUUGAAUGGCUGAAUGACUGGAGCCUUUCCAUCCCUGGAGGUCCCGUCCAAGAAAGCCUCCCAGCACUGUUCAGAAUAUGUGUUAUCUGCCUUGAGUCUAGAGACCACUCCCAGGUGUGAUGGCACCCUGGAUGCUGGGAGUCCUCUCUCCAGGGGCUUGUGUUGGUGUGUUGAUAACUAGAGGACAUACUUGUGGAGCUCACCAGAUUCCUUGUGACACUAGAGUGAUUUUGCUGCUCAAAUUCACAAUCCUGACCUCCAGGCUCUCUCUGGUGUACUGGUUAACUGUAACUGGUGCCCCAAUUUCAGGUCCCAGGUGGACUCUGCAUCUGCUCUCUGCCUCUUGCCUUGGGCAUAUAUCUUAUGCAAGUUUCCGGAUCCAGUUUUUGCCCAAAAGGAGAUUGGUAAUCUACAUGAGAGUGUGUGCAGCCUGCACAGGAGUUUCUUGGACCUCACAAGACAGGUGUGAUGGCAGCUGGAGUCAGAAUAAUAAUCAUAGUACUAACAGAAGGGGUCCAGGUGUUGAGAGAGAGGCAUGUGGGAAGCCCUGGGUCUAACCUCAGCAACAAAACCAACCUAACAGUAAUAUAAUACUAAUUAUGUGCCAUAUAUAUUCAUAUAUUUGAUCCUAUAACUGCCAUAUAGGGUAGGUAUCUUUGUAGUGCAUGGUUUAAAGGCUCAUACACCACCCCAAAAUAGACUGUAGGAGAAAAUAGUUCACACUCCUUUGGCUUGCUUCGACCUGGCUGUUCUGCACCGCCUGAGGACUAGGGAAUAACUUUACAAGGCAAACCUUUAGUAAAAGAAAUUUAUAUUAGUAAGGGAAAUCUCCAUUAGCCAGCGUUCCAGGACCCCAGCUGCUGCCAAUAGCUUUUUUUCAACUGGGAGACUUAUAUCUGCAUGACAAGAACAUCUCUAUUUGCCUUACAGUUCCUUUCCUUAGCCCCAAUAACUUGUGUCACUACCACCCCGACAGAAGCCCUAGGACCCCAUUCCUUUCUGUAGUUCAGGAAGCUUCAAUCAUCUGAGCCUUCAUAUGACAUUAUUUUUUGGGACUCCCAUGGAUAUGUAACUAAUCAAAUAGGAGUUUUUUUCCUUGUUAUUUCCUACCCAUUUAAUUUGUAAACAAGCCAAAGACACUAGGGGGAAGCCACUUUUCCCUUUCCUUACUAUAAACUCUAGAAUUAGAGUUUGGCGAAGUCUGUGCCUCCCUCAGUUUCUCCAUCUGCUAACAGGUAAGACUAGUAUAUAGCUUAUUGGAUUGCUAGGAAGAUGAAAUUUAUUAAAAUUUGUGUGUGGAAUGGUGACUAAUACCUAGUUAAAAAAAUCUAAGAUUUUGAUAAACUUUUUGUAGAUGAGGAAACUGAGGCACAAGAGGAGUUUGAUAAUUUGUCUGAGAUGAUGCACCGAGGGAGAGGAAGGCUGGGAAUCAACCCCUGGAAAUCUGGCUUUGAACACACUAGCAAGAAAGAACAAAUGUGCACGUGAUUUCUUUUGUGACGUGAUUUCCUUUGUGACGUGAUUGGUGGGGAAAUCCUGGAAUUAGGCCAGGUGGAAGGAAACUUGCAGCUCUUAAGUCUUCAUUCAGCCCUUGUAAAGGAAGUUUGCAGAAUUGGACUGUGUCCAGGUGGCCAGUAGAUUUUAGAGGAAGGAUCUGAGGCCUGAGGUGGGCCUAAAUAAAAGGUGUUUGGCUGGGGCUCUCCCAGGCUCCCGUCCUUCCAGGAAGUCCCAGUAAAGUGACACUCAGUAGUUGGUAAUAAAUGACAACCUAAAAUGGAAAAUCCUUGACAACAGAGUUUAAGUCAACAAAAAUUGAACUUAAGUCAACAAACACUGACCUGGGGGUUCCUACACCUCGUAGGAAAGGCUGCUGGAAUUCCAGGAUGCUCACAGUUCAGUUGGGGAAAUGCAACGUCAGCAAGUACAUGGGCAAGAGACCCCAGAGGUGGGAGGUGCGGGAAAUUACUAGUCCAGAUAAUGGCCCAAGCAAAACCUGGGAGACUAAAUAUCCCUCUCUGGGACUGGUGUGGUGAUCUGGAAGACCUUUACACACUUGAAUAUGGAGUAGAAGAAUUAACCCCCGAGAGAAGAGAGUUUAAGUUUGGUGAGAGAAAUGUUAGCAUUUUUAGCUGGUUCUCUCAGAGGCAGCUGAAGAAGCAAGAAGACUGCAAGGGAAAAGGGGCAAACCCAGAAAAAAAAAGCGUGGGGGCUAGAGGGACAGUUGCCUGGACUGGAGCAGUGACAAUUUGGGCGGGAAGUUUCUCCCAUCUGACUCUCCUCAUUUGGUUCUUUGUUGUGUAUGUUGCUCGGGGGUCUAGCUAAUAUCCGCACAAGGUUGGAACCCUCGCCUCAUUGAGUCGCAAGGUGUGUCUAUCUGGAAGUCCUCGCAUCUGCCCAGCCAGGCCCGCAGGCUCUGUCCCUGCUCCUGCUGACUACUCCCUUCCCCUCCUUAGUCUCCGCCCCUCCUGUAGGCUCCUCCUUGGGCUCUGGCGCCCGGGCUCCGCCCCUCGUCUCGUCCACCCCGCCCCUUCCGUACGCCCCGCCCCCGCGCUCGCGCGCCAGGUCCGGGCGGCGCCGACGCACUUGGCGGGAGAUAGGAAAGUGGUUCUGUGCGCUCCCGAGGCAGCUGCAGUUCCUGAGAGCGCGCGACGAGACCUGCAAACACACAGACGCCUCAGAGCGCCGCCUGGGGCCGGGAGCGGCCGGAGCAGCCCGAGUCCUGACCCCGGCCCGGCUCCCGCUCCAGGCUCGGCCGGUGGGCGUGAGGGCGCGGCGCGGCCCGGGCCGGGGGGAUGUCUCGGCGGACGCGCUGUGAGGAGCUGGAUGAGUUACACUACCAGGACACAGACUCAGACCUCCUGGAGCCGAGAGACAACAAAUGCAAGGUCAAAUGGACCCAUGAGGAGGAUGAGCAGCUGAGGGCCCUGGUGAGGCAGUUCGGACAGCAGGACUGGAAGUUCCUGGCCAGCCACUUUCCUAACCGCACAGACCAGCAAUGCCAGUACCGGUGGCUGAGGGUUUUGAAUCCAGACCUCGUUAAGGGACCAUGGACCAAAGAGGAAGACCAGAAGGUCAUUGAGCUGGUCAAGAAGUAUGGCACAAAACAGUGGACUCUGAUUGCCAAGCACCUGAAGGGCCGGCUAGGGAAGCAGUGCCGUGAACGCUGGCACAAUCACCUCAACCCUGAGGUGAAGAAGUCCUGCUGGACCGAAGAGGAAGAUCGCAUCAUCUGUGAGGCCCAUAAAGUGCUGGGCAACCGCUGGGCUGAGAUCGCCAAGAUGCUGCCCGGGAGGACGGACAAUGCUGUGAAGAAUCACUGGAACUCUACCAUCAAGAGGAAGGUAGACACAGGAGGCUUCCCAAACGAGUCCAGAGACUGCAAGCCUGUCUACCUGCUUUUGGAGCUUGAGGACAAGGACCGCCACCAGAGUGCCCAGCCUGUGGAAGGCCAGGGAAGUCUUGUGACCGGCUGGCCCCUGGCGCCCUCUACUGUGAAGGAGGAGGAGAGCAGUGAGGAGGAGGCUGCAGCAGCUGCUGCUUCUGCAAAAGAGCAGGAACAUGAGCCUGUCCCCCCUGAUCUGGGAGAAGUGCAUACCCCAGAGCCCCCGGAAUCCCUCAAGCGUGAAUAUCAGGAGGACUCCUCGCCAGAAACCAGCCUGCCCUACAAAUGGGUGGUAGAGGCGGCAAACCUCCUCAUCCCUGCUGUAGGGUCCAGCCUCUCCGAAGCCCUGGACUUGAUAGAGUCGGACCCUGAUGCUUGGUGUGACCUGAGUAAAUUUGAUCUUCCUGAAGAAGCGUCUGCCGAGGGCAGUGUCAACAGCAGCCCAGUGCAGCCCCAGACAUCACAGCAGCAGCAACAGGCACUCUUCUCCCGACAGACCGCCACACCAGGGCCCAGCAUGACUGAGUAUCGGCUCGAUGGCCACACUAUUUCAGACCUGAGCCGGGGCAGCCGCGGGGAACUGAUCCCCAUUUCCCCCAGCACUGAGGUUGGGGGCUCAGGCAUUGGCACACCACCCUCAGUACUCAAGCGACAAAAGAAACGGCGUGUGGCCCUGUCGCCUGUCACGGAAAACAGUGCCAGCCUGUCCUUCCUGGACUCCUGUAACAGUCUUACCCCCAAGAGCACACCUGUCAAAACCCUUCCCUUCUCUCCUUCCCAGUUUCUGAACUUCUGGAACAAACAGGAUACCCUGGAGCUGGAGCCCUCACUGACGUCCACUCCGGUGUGCAGCCAAAAGGUGGUGGUCACCACACCCCUGCACAGGGAUAAGACGCCCCUGCACCAGAAGUACCCAUCGUUUGUAACCCCAGAUCAGAAGUACUCCAUGGACAACACUCCCCACACGCCAACCCCGUUCAAGAAUGCCCUGGAGAAGUACGGACCACUGAAGCCCCUGCCCCAGACUCCUCACCUGGAAGAAGACUUGAAGGAAGUGCUACGUUCGGAGGCCGGCAUUGAGCUCAUCAUUGAGGAUGAUGUGAGGCCUGAGAAGCAGAAAAGAAAGCCUGGGCUGCGACGAAGCCCUAUCAAGAAAGUCCGAAAGUCUCUGGCUCUUGACAUUGUGGAUGAAGAUGGGAAGCUGAUGUCUACACUGCCCAAAGCUCUGUCCUUGCCAACAAGUGUCCCAUCCAGUUCCUCUAGCUUCACUCUGCCAGGUAUCAAAGAGGACAACAGCCUGCUCAACCAGGGCUUCCUGCAGGCCAAACCUGAGAAGGUGGUGGCCACCCAGAAGGCCCGGAGCCACAUUCCAGCCCCUGCCCCUAUGACCAGCGCCUGGAAGAUGGUGGCCUGUGGAGGCACCAAAGACCAGCUCUUCAUGCAAGAGAAAGCCCGGCAGCUCCUGGGCCGCUUAAAGCCCAGCCGCUCAUCUCGGACCCUCAUUCUGUCCUGAAGGGGCUUAGAGGGCACAAGCCUGUUUUCAUGUUUACAGGGGCUAGGGUGGGGGGGGGGUGAGGUAUGCCUCGAAAUCACAUUCAGGUGAUCAGCUUCAGGAAGUCGUCUGCUGUCAGCCCCUCAGACUACUCAGUGGCAGCGGAAGUAACACACUAUAUCCUGUCCCCAGGUCUAGCUUCGUGAAGUUCCUGGUGCUAACAGAACAAAGUCCCACUCCUAGGCCUGUCUGUCCUGUCCCCAAUGCCACAAGGAGCCCUGUUAGCUUCUCCCAAGCUCUCAGCAGGCCUGGCCUCAUCUCACCCCUGCUUAGGAUAGGGGGUGUGGCUAGGAGUGUUCCUUUUCUCAUCCCCUGUUGGUACAUUCUUUCCACAAUAAAAUGCCGUUCUCCCUA
Peromyscus californicus insignis is the source of this 11256-nucleotide messenger RNA. RefSeq names its product MYB proto-oncogene like 2 (gene Mybl2). Bases 8761 to 10863 code for a protein of 700 amino acids. The transcript is spliced from 14 exons. Gene Ontology annotation, biological process: regulation of DNA-templated transcription. Gene Ontology annotation, molecular function: RNA polymerase II cis-regulatory region sequence-specific DNA binding; DNA-binding transcription factor activity, RNA polymerase II-specific. Gene Ontology annotation, cellular component: nucleus. NCBI's taxonomy places the organism in Eukaryota, Metazoa, Chordata, Mammalia, Rodentia, Cricetidae. The record is from RefSeq and is a predicted model, not a curated record.